Pongo pygmaeus (Bornean orangutan) is the source of this 3115-nucleotide messenger RNA. RefSeq names its product cyclin Y (gene CCNY). Lineage: Eukaryota; Metazoa; Chordata; Mammalia; Primates; Hominidae. The transcript is spliced from 10 exons. Gene Ontology annotation, molecular function: protein kinase binding. The record is from RefSeq and is a predicted model, not a curated record. Bases 1693 to 2556 code for a protein of 287 amino acids. Gene Ontology annotation, biological process: regulation of cyclin-dependent protein serine/threonine kinase activity.
AAAAAAAAAAAAAAAAGACAGGGUCUCACUCUGUUGCCCAAACUGGAGGGUAAUGGCACAGUCAUAGCUCACUGCAGCUCCAAAAUCCUGGGCUCAAGCAGUCCUCCCACCUUAGCAUCCCAAAGUGUUGGGAUUACAGGCAUGAGCCACCAUGCCCAGCUUAAUUUUUCUUUUAUAGUCAUGAUGACUUAAAAUAGUCAACUUUAGGUACCUUGCUGCAGUAUCACAGCCCAGUAUUUUUCCGCUCAUGUUUUUCCCCAUGUCUCAAUGGCUCAGGUUUUGCAGGAGAGUGACAAUUGUGUUUACUGGUGUCUGUAUAAUUGCACUCGCACAUGUGUUCAAGGUUGUAAAGUUGCGUUCACCAUUCACCAGCGUUAUGGAGAGGUACUUCCUGUCUUCUUGCUCCCAUUGCAUCUCCGUCUCUGUCUCCCUCAGUAUAGCUGAGACCAGAGCUGGAUGUGGCAGCCAUGUGCUUCUUGAGCACUCACAUGGAACAAAAAAGAAAGAGAAUGGAGCUUCUGUUGUGCUGGGCUAAUUGCCUUAUUAUUGAUUCGGCUGUAUAAGUGAAAUGGAUUGUUUAAACAUUUUUGGUUUUCUGAUUGUUUUAAUUCAGAUUUUAUUCAGCUCGGCAGCAGAUCAUUGAUUGCACAGGAUUCGGAGGCACAUUCAUUUAUAUCUUCCAGGGUAGCUUUUCUGAAUGCAAAUCUUGUCCAUCUGGUUGCCUAUUAUCCAUCCUUCCAAAGCUCGACAGACUUGAUUAAAUUCAGAACGCUCUGCCUUGAUAGUGGCAUCUCAAAUUUUAUCAUUAGUUAUGCAUCACAUUUCCUUGUGUCUGAGGUGACCCUCAGAGGCUAUGAUAUUGCCUUUCUACUUUCUCAAGAACCAGAAUGUUUGAAAGGCAGUUUAAAGUUAUAGAAUGAAGUAGGAAAUAAAUUUUAGAUUUUUUUCCCUUAAAAUAUUUAUCAGGUCUGAAAGUGAGGAAAAUACUGUAGGUGAUUAUCUCACUUGCAGAUAUGCCUGUGAACUUGGCCAUCAGGAGUCAGAGACGGGGCCUAGAACACCAUUCACGGAUCAAAAAAAUAGAGUCUGUGGGAUAUCCAUGGCUGUAAAAAGAGGUUGAAUUGUUCUGCUUUCUCUGUCACAUGUUAAUAUUAUGCCAUGUGAUUCAAGUAGUGAACCAGCUCUUUAUUCUCCUCUGAAAAUGCGGGGUGGGGGGGAACUACCUUAGUAUUCACAUUUUGGUUUAGCCAUCCAAUCAAAGUUUUGUUACAGAUUGGUUCCACCGUAUUUGUCCUGAAUUACAUGUUCUUUUUCAUGUUUGAUGUAUAACCUUUAAAAAUCUUACUUAGUUUCUUUAUGUGCUUUCUCCUGUUCAUUCUCUUAGAGCUAAUUUCUGAUUAUGUAGCCAUGAUUUCAGUGUUGAUUCUUUUCAAUCUAAAUCUCCCUCUUUAGCGAGGAUGGAGCCCUCAUUAAAGUCUCUGCAGAUGACUGCCUUGCUUCAGUCCCGUCGCAGCCUGGUGCUGCCUUUCUUACUUGUGGUCAUGUUGUCCACAGGUCUCUCUCGUAUGUACACCUGCCCGUCCUUUCUUGCUGGAUGGGCAGAACUCAGCCCAGGGAGGCCUUGCCCCUCCGUGUUUCCUGUGUCUGGACAGAAGAUGCACCUUACUUGAAAUCAGUUGCAAUGAUUUGAACAUGGAAUUCAAUCCUUCAGAUCAUCCUCGGGCCAGCACAAUAUUCCUCAGUAAAUCUCAGACAGACGUGAGAGAAAAACGCAAGAGUCUCUUCAUUAACCAUCAUCCUCCAGGACAAAUAGCAAGGAAAUACAGUUCCUGCUCCACCAUUUUCCUAGAUGAUAGCACAGUCAGUCAACCAAACCUCAAGUAUACAAUUAAAUGUGUCGCUCUUGCAAUAUAUUAUCACAUCAAAAACAGGGACCCAGAUGGAAGGAUGCUCUUAGAUAUUUUUGAUGAAAAUCUUCACCCUCUUUCGAAAUCCGAAGUGCCACCAGAUUAUGACAAACACAACCCAGAGCAGAAGCAGAUUUACCGGUUCGUUCGGACGCUGUUCAGUGCUGCUCAGCUGACGGCUGAAUGUGCCAUCGUCACCCUGGUGUACCUUGAAAGACUUUUAACAUACGCAGAGAUAGAUAUCUGUCCGGCCAACUGGAAGCGGAUUGUUUUAGGGGCGAUCCUGCUGGCCUCCAAGGUGUGGGAUGACCAGGCUGUAUGGAAUGUGGAUUACUGCCAGAUCCUGAAAGACAUCACGGUGGAGGACAUGAACGAGCUAGAGCGACAGUUUCUUGAAUUGCUGCAGUUCAACAUCAAUGUUCCUUCCAGUGUCUAUGCCAAGUAUUAUUUUGAUCUUCGUUCUCUGGCAGAAGCGAACAACCUGAGCUUUCCCUUGGAGCCCCUGAGCAGGGAGAGGGCUCACAAGCUUGAGGCCAUCUCUCGCCUCUGCGAGGACAAGUACAAGGACCUGAGAAGAUCCGCGAGGAAGCGCUCAGCCAGUGCAGACAACCUGACUCUGCCCCGGUGGUCCCCGGCCAUCAUCUCUUAACUGCGGAGGCCACACCAUCCCUUAGUUUCUCCUUUAGUUUGAGAAAAGACAGACUUGGGGUGGGUUUGUUUUUGUUUUUUCUUUCCUUUUCUUUUUUAACGCAUAGCUCCGUCAAGCUGCCUGGAUGAGCGCCCAUGCAGCAAGGCUUGGAGGAAGCGUCAGUGCCCUGGAGAUCCCAGCUCGCUCUCCCCACUGUCAGCAACAGCACUUCCUUCGUGGAGGGAGUGGACUCGAAUCCUGGAGGAGGAAAUAAAGGGAAAGCGAAGUCGUGGCGAGGCAGGGAAAAUGGUUAAGUGGCCCGGCCCUCUGGAGUCCCCGUGGGGGCAGUAGCUGAAGUUGGCGAGCGCAGCGGUGGAUGCAGAGCUGGCUGCACCCAGGGCUGGGCCAGUGUGUCCUGUAAGACUUCUUGCAUUCCUUCUGCUGCUUUUUUGGGAUGGGGGUAUUUUUGUUCAUUUGUUUUUGCCCUGUUUUCAUUUUGGUCCCACAGAGCAGGGGAUGUAGUUUGUACCCACCGUGGCGCAGACUUCCAAAUAAAUAGUACUGGUCAUUUCUCUCCGCA